Molecule: messenger RNA, 2693 nt
Organism: Saccostrea cuccullata (small rock oyster)
Lineage: Eukaryota; Metazoa; Mollusca; Bivalvia; Ostreida; Ostreidae
Product: ankyrin repeat domain-containing protein 50-like
Exons: 10
Coding region: 126-1361 (411 amino acids)
Molecular function (GO): protein binding
Source: RefSeq, a predicted model, not a curated record
AGAAGACAAAAAAUACUUUGGCACUGACUGACUGAUUGAGCACCCCUCCCAUGAUUCCUCCUUCUUCUUUGUAGCGUAAUUAAUUUUUGGGUGUAGUUUAGACUUUUUUAAAUUCAUCUAAUGACAUGGGACAGGCGGCGUCUAGACAGGAAGCGUUCUGGGAAGCCUGUGGUUUUGGUCACACAGACAGAGUGAGGAAAUUCCUGGAGGAGGGAGAUAUCGACGUCAACUGGGUGUCCUACACUCAUGAUUGCUGUCCAAUUCAUGUGGCCUCUCAGGGAAAGCCUGAUAUUGUAAGAAUGCUUCUGGAGAAAGGGGCAAAGGUCAAUGUCAAGGAUGUGAGGGAUAAUCUUCCAAUUCACCAUGCGGCCAUGAAAGGUCAUACAGAGGUCGUACAGAUAUUGAUAGAUGCUGGAUCAGAAAUCAACACACAAGACAAGAAUGGCUGGACUGCUCUACAUUGUGCUGCUUACUGGAACAAGCCUGAUGUCGUCAAAUGUCUACUGAAGAAUGGAGCAGAUGUCAACAUUGAGAAUAAGGAUAAAAGAUCAGCCCUCCAUGAAACAGCUCGUUCACAGGAGAAGGGCGACUUUGAGCUUGGAGAAAUCGCACAGAGACUUAUGGAGGCAGGAAGUGACGUCAACGCUAAAAGCAGUGACCUUGGAGAGGCAGAUUUCACUGGUCUGAUGUUUGCCAGUUAUCAUAACCACCCAGAAGUUGCCAGCGCUCUUAUCAGUGCUGGGUGUGAAAUCAAUGCAUUUGGAACAAAUCGCUGGACUGCUUUACACUGGGCCUGUGACAGAGGUAAUGAUGAGAUGGUAUUCCUUCUAUUGGAGGCAGGCAUUGACCCUACCAUCAGGGGCUGGAGAAACGAGCUCGCCUCAGACCGUUGUCAAGACAAUGGGAUAAAGGAAAUGGUGAUGAAUGCUGUAAACAUGUUUGACGAGUUGUCUCUCUUAGAUCGCAAGGUUUCCCUUGGUGACAAAAGUGAAGAUGUUUCCAAAACAAGUAUGGAAACCAGCCAAGAGAAACAAAGCACUGGUAAUAUCUCAACAGAGAGAGCUGUAGGACGGGGUGCCAGUCAAAAAGCUCUUAAAAAUGACACAGCUAAUAAAUCAUGCAAUAUAUCUCCUGAUUCAGAAAGCAAGGACACAGUUACAGACAAUGUCAAGUUAAAAGGCAACCCACAGUCAGAAGAUAAAGAUACAGUUAUCAUUAAAUCUGAAAGUGAAACGUGUGUGAAGCAGCUGGAGGGAGUUAGCUCCCCUGGAGAGGAUGACAGUGAACAGGAAAAGAUGGAUGAAGUUAAACAGAUAGAGACACAGACUACCUGUGACAAAAGUCCAGAAGAUACCAGCUGAUGGGUAGCUAAUACAAUGUUAUUGUCAGGCUCAAUCUGUGUGUGUCAGGCUCAAUUAUCUCAUUUCUACAACCCUGUGUGGUCAACACAACCCCUGUGUGGUCAACACAGCCCUUUGGUGCCAUUUGUCGCAGAAAAAAACCCUCUCAUUUUAAUUACCUGUAUAUGACUAAUUGACGUUGUCCAAGAAAAUGUUAACUGUCCUUGUAUUAAUCUUUUGCUCUUUCUUCAAUAAGGCUUCCAUCUAUUCAGUAAGGCUUUGGUAUUUAUCAGCCUUAUAAUUUAAGCUGUAUGGUGUGCAAGUGUGGGGUAAUUUUUUAUUCAUGGAUAUUAUUGACUAGGUAUGUUUAUUAUUCUUGUACUUACCUUGUGCUUAAAGAAAUACUACUUUGCUUAUGAACAACAAUUCAUGAAUAUUCAUAAAGAUCUUUUGAGAAAGAUCCCGCGGUGAGACAAAAUUUGUUCAUGUUUACUAAGUAGAGUUUUUACUCCAUACCAUCAAGAAUUUUUUUCAUCAAAAAAUGAUUGAGUCUGUUUGAUUGCCUCUCUUCUGGUUUCCUGAUUUGGUCAAAUUAACCAGUUUUCCAUUACAUAAUAAUAUGCACUCAUAAAAUCUCAUGAAUACUAUUGAAGCGUUACUGUACAUCGUGUGCAUGCAUUAUCACCAUUUAAUCAAGUGUGAAAUUUUGGAAAGAGAGAACUUUUUACAAUGUAAAUGAAUAAUGGGUGGUAAAUCAUAAUUUUCUGAAAAAAAAUGGAUCAGCUUUAAGCCUUUUUUUUUAAUUCAUCUGGUUAAUAUUACUUUCUACAUAAUUUAUAUAAAACUUUUUAUGUAAAAUCUCUUAAAUUACUGUAUUCUGUGGCUACAUAUAGUUUUUGAAACAUAGAAAUACAUGCAACUUUUUUCUGUCUGUCAACAUUGUGAUAUCAACCGAUUCAUACUUUUUGUUAUCUCAACACAAAAUUAUUUUUAGUGUAAUUUUUAUAAAAAGUUAGUUGAUUGAAUACUGUUUAAACAAAAUACAUAUUAUGUAAGGGAAAAUAACUCAAAUUUCUUUUCCCACUUGUGAAAACAAAAACAUUUGCAUGUUGAUGAUAAUUUUGUGAACACAUUUGAAUAUGGAGUUAUUUCUCCUUUUCUAAAUGAUCAAUUCUGUAAUGUUUGACCUGAUGCGAUGGUCGGUCCUGAGAAAUAUGGACUAAUUUUUAUGGACAAGGAGCAUAUUUAUUGAAGAUUCUUUGACAUUUAAAAGAGCAAUUUAUUCUGUUAAGUAUUUUAUAAGAUAUGACUUAGUACUUGUAUUUUGUGCAAUAUUAAAAGACUUCCCAUUAA